Molecule: messenger RNA, 1339 nt
Organism: Sinocyclocheilus anshuiensis
Lineage: Eukaryota; Metazoa; Chordata; Actinopteri; Cypriniformes; Cyprinidae
Gene: irf1a
Product: interferon regulatory factor 1a
Exons: 7
Coding region: 1-771 (256 amino acids)
Biological process (GO): regulation of transcription by RNA polymerase II; immune system process
Cellular component (GO): nucleus
Molecular function (GO): DNA-binding transcription factor activity, RNA polymerase II-specific; RNA polymerase II cis-regulatory region sequence-specific DNA binding
Source: RefSeq, a predicted model, not a curated record
AUGCAUCAGGGACGCCUGCGGCUGCGGCCGUGGCUGGAGGAGCAGAUCGAUUCCGGCAGACACCCUGGAGUCGUGUGGCAGGACCAGUCUGCCAGAGUUUUCCAGAUUCCCUGGAAGCAUGCAGCCCGGCACGGCUGGAAUAUCGAGAAGGACGCGACUCUGUUUCGAAACUGGGCGAUCCACACGGGCCGAUACAAACCCGGCACAGACAAACCCAAUCCCAAGAUGUGGAAAGCAAACUUCAGAUGUGCACUCAACUCCCUGACAGACGUCCAAGAGCUCCAGGACAAGAGCAUCAAGAAAGGCCACAACGCUUUCAGAGUUUAUACUCUCCUUCCACACAGCAAAACAGUCAAGAGACGCAAAGCUUUGAGGUGUUUGGAGAGCGACAGUGAAGCAGCAACACCUCCGCAAACACAAAGGAACACGCCACUGGAGAGAUUUACAGAGGCCUUCUGGAAGCUCUCCGAUGACCGAGGCAGUGAAGACAAAUGUGUCGAGGAGCAGAGACCAGACAUCACCUUCUCACAGGGACUGCAGCUGAACAAGACAGACGAGCACGAGCAAACCGAAGCUGUGCUGAAGAUCGUGGAUCACCUGAAGAACCUGGAGCACUGGAGUCCCUCGUGCGAGAGCGACAGGGGCUGGAGGCCAAACCCCGUGUGGAUGGGAUGCCGGUGUAAGAAAACAUCUCCGCAUCCUACAGCUAUCCCCAGUAAACACUGGAGAACAAAACUAUACUCCAACACAGUCUUCCACCUAACCAUUUGAUCACUUUUAAGAAUUGUGUGUCCUUAUUAGCUAUUAAGAUCGGUGAACUCCUCUGAUUUCAGGCGAGACGGUGGAGUUUUCCGGUUACUCCUUCCAGACUGACUGUAACACCUCAUCAGGUCAAUACGACUGAACCAGCAGCUUCACACUACUGCAUUUGGAUUUGUGUUUUUUGCAGUGCAACUGAAGAAAAACCAUAGUCAUUAAUGGACAUGUUAAUGACUGGACAGUGAAACUGUGCCUGAAUGAUUUUGAGUUGUAAUAAAUUAUGAUAAAUUAUGCAAAAUGACAGUUUCUUGGUCACUAAAGAAGACAUCAGCUAUUUUUAUUUGUAUGCCAAAUCUUUCAAUAAAUCUUGAGUUUAUGCUUUGGAUUAAACCGUGUGUGGCCUUCAUUCCCAAACGAGCGUGCAGAACAUCGAUGAACGUCAUUCCUGUGCGUAUUGAAUCAGGUGACUAUUCAUUAUUAUUCAAGCACGGCAGUGAACGUGUUGUAGAAAUGUUAGGAACAUUUCAGCUCGCUGUCCGAUCCUGCUUCGGCAGAGUUUAACUCCAAAUGCAAGACCUCG